AUGACAUCGCACGGUGGCGGCGGGUAUCAACCAAACUAUGGGGCGGGAUAUGACGGAUCGUCUAGACAAGAAAUGCUCCCCUUCUUUUUACCUGGGGAAGGCAUAAAGCGACAAGUAAUUCAAACCGAUUUGCCUCGGUACUUGGGGAAUAAUGCCCUCUCGAGACCGGGGUGGGACAAGGGGGUCCCGGGCUAUUGGUACACAGGUUACAGGCCUCUAACAGAUGCCCAGGUUCAGUCAUUAAAACAAGACUCCCAAAAAUGGAGCAGCGAGCGUGAGCUCAUGUCCCACCGUUACCCAGGCCAUGAGCUGCCAGGUUAUGAACGGUCUGCCACCUUCAGGGACAGCCUACAGACCAACUCAGAUGGCAAUAACCCUAAUCACCCAUACCCUUCCUUCCCCCCAAUUCCGGGCCCACCUGCUGGAUCUUUUCAGCAAUAUGGUAGUGGACAAGCGUCUUACCAUCACCCAACCCCUUAUAGCGCGCAACCAGCCCCUUCGGGUCCUGGAAUACCACCUGCUCCGAAUAAUGACCGUAGCCGCUUUGAGUACGUACCCUCGGCAGAGGGCGGAAAAUGGUGGGACCGCAGCUCGGGGCAGUACGUACAAUCUUACCCCCCUCCGGAAAAUUCGUCCACCACGGGAACGAGGCCCACGCAAAACGAACCUCCAACUGGUGCGCCUGAUGAGACGGAUUUGCCCUACCGUCGUCCAACGGAACCUAAUCCUGGCACGGAACCAACAGGGUACUAUGGACCAACCCACUAUUACCCCCGAAAUUAAGACCUCUGAAGAAACUUGACAAGCCAUCAGGUGUUUCUUUAUCGGGAUCCAGAGGCCUCUGGACAAAAAAGUUACAUUACCCAAGUUCACAAUUUCCAUGAUACUGCUCAGCCAACUUUGAGGGCUACCUUCAUUUUCACAACCCUACCACUUUCUUUUACUUUUUCUUUAUUCCUACCUGGCCUGACUGGGAAGGAAGUGUUUGCUUUUAUUCACCAAAUUUUCUGGCGGCGCCGGAUUUCCACCUCAGCGAACUUCCUCUGGUUCCAAACGGAUAAUAUAGUAUCUCUGGAAGUCCGGACCCGGGUUUGCCUUAGGAGAAAUUUUACCAUGAAUGCCAUUAUUCCCGGAUCUGCUAUCCUUGGAAUCCGCGCCCAGGUGUUUUUCAUUCCCCCGUCUAUGGACCCUAGGGUGCCCUAAAUUCCCUUGGCCAUGCUAUUUUGAAUAUCUAGUUGGCCUGCACUCAUUUGGCCAGCCUCUUUUUUCCUGGAUGAUGGACCGAACGUCCCUCAGCAAUUUCGUUCUUUUGCUACUUCUCAAGGUACCAACAUCCGUGGGCACUUUGUUAAGCUGUGAAGAGGUUAUGUACGACGAAGCGGGUGGAGCCGGGGAGGCUACACACGACGGAGCAGAUGAGGCCAGCCUUCUUCAGAACUUUUUUGAAGACAUGUAGUCGUGGACAGGUCGUGGAUAUGGACUUGUGUUUCUUUUAUACGAUACAUAUCCUCUUUUUUUAGGUUCCCGGGGUUUCCAUUGGGGUUUUUCUGUUUUACUUUCUGGGACGGCCACUUUGUUCCGGACCUUCCUCCCAUCCAUUUGAGGAAAGGAAUCACGAUCGCACAGGUCUCGGUGAAGAUCAAUUCACCAGCUGUAUUUAAACUAGGAUAUUCUGGCACCUUCUUUUCUUUUUGUCAUAUUUUGUCGUCCAUGGUUUAAGGUCGGGCCUCUAUUACUGUCACCAUCAUGUCUUUCAUGAAUAACCUUGUACUUUUUAUCUCGCUUUCGUUUCAAUUUUUCUUGGAAAUUUCUCAAACUUGUGGUUUUGUAUGUUUCAAAUAUAACUCACCUGGUGUGUGGUGGUGGUGGUGUUGUGG
Tuber melanosporum (Perigord truffle) is the source of this 1877-nucleotide messenger RNA. RefSeq lists its product as uncharacterized. Lineage: Eukaryota; Fungi; Ascomycota; Pezizomycetes; Pezizales; Tuberaceae. Bases 1 to 783 code for a protein of 260 amino acids. The record is from RefSeq and is a predicted model, not a curated record. The transcript has 4 exons.